AUGACCACCAACAUUGCUGAGUCAAUUAACUCAAUGUUCUUGGUGGAAAGCGAAUUCCCGAUUACUACUCUAUUCAAUUCUAUAAAUAGGAGGUUUUCUCAAAAGUUUCACAAGAGGCGUAUGGUGUUGGCCAACACAUCAACCAUAUGUUUCCCUUCCGCUGAAAGAAAAAUAAGAGAAAAUGUGACGAUAGGCAAUACACUAUUGGCCCAUCAAAUAAGCUUCCACACUUUUAGCAUCAUUGGUCACGGUGCAGUGGCUAUGGUUGGUCUAAACAAUAGAACAUGUUCUUGUAGAGAGUUUGACUUGGACAAAAUACCUUGUCCACAUGUUAUUGCAGCGAUAAGAACCCAGUUCGGGGAUGAUUAUGGAUUAAGAGUUUAUGAUUUUGUUUCUCCAUAUUAUUCAGUAUGGUCAUACAAACAUGCAUAUGAAAGAUCAAUUCAUCCAGUGUUAUCUGAAGAAUUUUGGGAGCUUCCUCCAGAGCUUUUGGAGAGUAAAAUACCUUGUCCAUAUGUGGUGUGCAAGUCAGGAAGAAAGAAGAGAAAGCGGGCACCUUCAUUCUUGGAGCGAGGUUCAAAGAAGAAGAAAAAUAAAUGUUCCAUAUGCAAAAGAGCUGGUCACAAAAGAACUACAUGCAGUCUCAGAGAGAGACAAAAUGAAGAAACAAGCAGUAGUGUAGCUUCUUAA
Messenger RNA from Lycium barbarum (goji berry), 690 nucleotides. RefSeq lists its product as uncharacterized. Gene Ontology annotation, molecular function: zinc ion binding. Bases 1 to 690 code for a protein of 229 amino acids. The record is from RefSeq and is a predicted model, not a curated record. The transcript has a single exon. Lineage: Eukaryota; Viridiplantae; Streptophyta; Magnoliopsida; Solanales; Solanaceae.